Molecule: messenger RNA, 3030 nt
Organism: Psammomys obesus (fat sand rat)
Lineage: Eukaryota; Metazoa; Chordata; Mammalia; Rodentia; Muridae
Gene: Dnajb12
Product: DnaJ heat shock protein family (Hsp40) member B12
Exons: 9
Coding region: 81-1211 (376 amino acids)
Biological process (GO): cellular response to misfolded protein
Cellular component (GO): endoplasmic reticulum membrane
Molecular function (GO): Hsp70 protein binding
Source: RefSeq, a predicted model, not a curated record
GCCCCGCGACGCGACGCCGGCUGGCGCAGCCCUUCGCUCGCCCGGCCUCCCCCUCCUUGGUUCCGCGCUCGGGUUCCGCCAUGGAAUCCAACAAGGAUGAAGCCGAGCGCUGUAUCAGCAUCGCUCUCAAGGCCAUCCAAAGCAACCAGCCCGAGCGGGCGCUACGCUUUCUGGAGAAGGCGCAGCGGCUGUACCCGACGCCACGAGUCAGCGCUCUGAUCGAGUCCCUCAACCAGAAACCACAGUCUGCUGGUGAUCAACCCCAACCCACAGACACAAGCCACACCACCCACAGGAAGGCAGGUGGGACCGAAAGCCCCUCAGCCAACGGCGAGGCAGGAGGAGGAGAGAGCACCAAGGGCUAUACCUCAGAGCAGGUGGCAGCUGUGAAAAGGGUCAAGCAGUGUAAAGAUUACUAUGAGAUCCUGGGGGUAAGCAGAAGUGCCUCCGAUGAGGACCUGAAGAAGGCCUACCGCAAACUGGCUCUCAGGUUCCAUCCAGACAAGAACCACGCGCCUGGUGCCACCGAAGCUUUCAAAGCCAUCGGCACAGCAUAUGCGGUACUGAGCAACCCAGAGAAAAGGAAGCAGUACGAUCAGUUUGGUGAUGACAAGAGCCAGGCUACCCGGCACGGCCACAGCCACGGGGACUUCCACAGAGGCUUUGAAGCAGACAUCUCCCCUGAAGACCUUUUUAACAUGUUCUUUGGUGGUGGCUUCCCUUCCAGUAACGUCCACGUCUACAGUAAUGGCCGAAUGCGAUACACCUACCAGCAAAGGCAGGACCGCAGGGAAAACCAGGGUGACGGUGGCCUAGGAGUAUUUGUCCAGCUGAUGCCCAUCCUCAUCCUCAUCCUCGUGUCAGCACUCAGCCAGCUCAUGGUGUCCAGUCCACCGUACAGUCUGAGCCUGAGACCGUCAGUGGGCCAUGUCCACAAACGAGUUACUGACCACCUGAGUGUCGUGUACUACGUGUCAGACACCUUCUCUGAAGAGUACACAGGCUCCAGCCUCAAAACAGUUGAACGCAAUGUGGAAGAUGAUUAUAUUGCCAACCUCCGAAACAACUGCUGGAAAGAAAAGCAACAGAAGGAAGGCUUGCUGUACCGGGCCCGAUACUUUGGUGACACAGACAUGUACCACAGAGCACAGAAGAUGGGCACCCCAAGCUGCAGUCGUCUGUCAGAGGUGCAGGCUUCCCUGCAUGGAUAGUUCUGGGCCAGCCACACCACCCAGACUAUGAAAUCCCUGGAAAAUUUUUGGUGACACCCACUGAGCCAACCAUGGUGAUGGACUGUAUAUUUAAGGAAAGGCAUACACAGAAAAAAUUAAAAUGGAACUGGAGGCCGAACACUGCACAACUUGCCCUCUCAGCCAGUGAAUGCAGAAAGCUCUUAGGACAGACAGAAAGCCUGCCACGGAGCUGCUUCCUCCCCUCCCAGGGCUGGCAAGAAGCUCCACAUCACCGGCUCCUAGGAUACCGAAAGAAACCAUGGCAACGAAAGUAGAAUGUAAAACUUCCAGCAAAUGUCUGUGGGGAAGAACUGGGGGAGGGGACACCCCACUGUCUCUCUUCCCCCCCCCCCCAGGAGCCCACCAGUCACUUCACUGGAGAAGCCAGGCAGAGGCAUGGGCCCAGGAACAGAGAGGAGAGAAUUCCAGAGAACAUAAUUUAGAAAUUCAUACGUAUGUAUAUAUAUCUAUUUAUAUGUAAAUAGACAUAUAUGAAGAUAUAUAUAUAAAGUCUUUUUAAGCUAUGCAGGGAUUGGGUUGAGAUAUUCAACUUAUUUCUUCUAUAUUUUAGAAAAUGACACUUGUUUGGGAAGGCAACCUGAUUUUCAAAACCUAGACAGUAGCCAUUUCAGAAAGUCAAGUUGGAUGCUCUUAGUGUCAUCCUUAGCCCCAGCCUGACUUUGAUGACAGCAGUAAUCAUGGUGGUAAAAAUCCAUAGAAAACUUCCAAAGGUCUCCAGGCUUGCUUAUGGUUAAGGUAGGGGAAGCAAGGUGUGGGUAGGGAAAGGUGCCCCUGAAGAUAGCUGCUCAGUACUGAGCCAUAGAGACCCCAGACAGGGCCUACUUGGAUGAGGCCAGCUCCUCACGCUGCCUCCUCCUUGGCCAGCCUCAGGUGGGCUCUCUGCCCUAACACCCAGGAGCCCUGCAUCCAGUCCCUUGCCCAUACCUCUUCCCCACCCAAGUCCCCAGGUGGGUUUGCCUUACAGGUGCCAUCGGGCACAGCUCCACCAUUGCCAGCAGGUUUUCUCUAAGUUGUCCACCAAGGACUCCAGAAGGCUCUUCCUCCAAAAGUUGACCCAGGACCUGAAUGCAGCCCAGCUUGUGAAGAGGAACCAGUGGUGUGGGUGCCUGGCUUCACCUCUGCAGUGGACUCCACCAGGCCUCUGCUUAUUGGAUGAAUAAUCCACCACAACCAGAAUGGCUUUCUCCUCCAGAUGAGGAUUUUUCUCAAAACAGGCCAUUGCUGCCAGGGGAAGGAGGGAGGUUUAAUCUCCUCCCACGUUUAUAAUGGGCCUUUGGGAAUUGCCAUUUCCCCUGGUUUUCCUAUGGUGGCGGGUGUGUCAUUGUACCUGCCAACUUCCAAAGCCUUACUUCCCCAAGCUGCCAACCUAGAGGUGGUAACUGUGCCUCCACGGUGUUUUGUUUUCUCUCUCUCUCUUUUUAAAAAUACAACCCCCUGACAAAUAGAAUUCUUGCUGGGAAAAGUUUGGUUAGGAAUUGUCAAAUCUGGUUGUUUUUUGUUUUGUUUUUGUGUUUUUAACAAAGUUCCACCCUGCAAUGAAGUGGCCACCUUGGCCUAAAGAAACAAUAAGAACUGGACAAAAUCCCGAGUACCCCACCCACAGUGGCCCUGGUGCUCUGCCUCCCACCACCCCAACUGCCUGGUCCUGGAAGCUGUCCCUAGAGGGGCUGAGCCAUGUGCAAUAAGAACAUAGAUCCUGAAGGAUCCCCUGACAAGCUGUAUUUCUUGAAUUAGAAUUCUGAUAUUGUACAUCUAUAAAUAUAUGUUUAUUAUGUGA